UGCCCGCCCCGCUCGCCGCCGCUCGCCCGCUGGCACAUCCCGCCCGGCGGAGGGGGGCGAGGAGCGCUCUCCCCGCCAUGGCCUUCACCUUCGCCGCCUUCUGCUACAUGCUGUCGCUGGUCCUCUGCGCCGCCCUCAUCUUCUUCGCCAUCUGGCAUAUAAUUGCCUUUGAUGAGCUUCGGACAGACUUCAAGAGCCCCAUCGACCAGUGCAACCCGGCGCACGCAAGGGAGCGGCUGAGGAAUAUUGAGAGGAUUUGCUUCCUCCUGCGAAAGCUGGUGCUGCCGGAGUACUCCAUCCACAGUCUUUUCUGCAUAAUGUUUUUAUGUGCUCAGGAGUGGCUCACACUGGGGCUGAAUGUUCCUUUGCUUUUUUAUCACUUAUGGAGGUAUUUUCGCUGCCCAGCAGAUAGCUCAGAGCUGGCGUAUGAUCCACCUGCAGUCAUGAACGCAGAUACCUUGAGUUACUGCCAAAAAGAGGCCUGGUGUAAGCUGGCCUUCUACCUCCUUUCCUUCUUCUACUAUCUCUACUGCAUGAUCUACACUCUGGUGAGCUCUUAACUGAAAGAUCAUCGCUAAAGACUGAAAACAGCAAAGGCUGGAGGUGCAAGGACGAGUGAACCAAGGGAUGCAUGAUUAAAAAAAAGCAAAGAGAAGAACUUUGAACCCAAGCAGUAAAUACGGUACAUGAAAGAGAGAUCCAGCAAAGAGAAGCAGAAUACCAUGGGAGAAUGGCUGAGUUAAUUGUGUUUGUCUCCUGUUUCUCAAUGUAUUGCAACAAAUGAUUUUCAAAACCCAAGCAAACAAAAAAAAUUGCAACAACAUGGGCCAAAUUAUACAACUUUUCACCUCUGCAGGGAUAAUGCUGCUUGGUUUAGUGGACUCAUUAAAACUGCAAUCCCUGUAGUCCCUGCUGUCUUCCAGGAAGCAGCAUUUCUUUUCUUAAGGACUAUUCUGGACUGAGGAAGCACAGGACAAGAUGAUCUUACACAGGAGGAAGAGCUGAAAAUGAGCACUGAGUGGACUUCAGAACAGAUGUGUGACUGUCCUGCAGGGCUGUUCUCAUGACACUAGUCAAACAGGGAUGUCAAAUAUCAUGGAACUGCUUCAGUGGUUUUGGUUUGUUGGGUUCUUUUAAUCCAACCAAAACAACAUUAACAAAAGAGUUUGCAGUUUCAGUGGUCUGUAUUCUAACUAUAUGCUCUUCCUGCAGGUGAACAUCCAGUAUAUUUCUGUACUUCAUUUGUGAUGCACCAAAUAUCACCAUACAGUGAGAUGUAGAAAUACAGUGGGUUUAACCUAAUCAAGCUUAUCAGAAUAGUGUUCCUCUGACUGAAAAAAAACCAAACCAGGUAAAAACUUGCAUAUAUUUAAAGAGGAUUUUAAUGUAGCUAUUAUAUUCCUCACAGUGCUGGAUAGCAAAUACUGGACCAGCUGAUUGUGGUUUGUAAUUCUGCUUUGCAGUUUUACUUCUGCUGUAAAAUUUAAGCUGGAACAAAUACAAAAAAUGUCUUUGUCUUGUAUGAGGUUCCUCUUGAAAGAUGUUCAGUUUUUUAUAAUUUAAAAGUUUUAAAAUUUUGUCAUAGGGUUUUCAUUCAGAUUCAUUUAUAUGGGGUGCAUAUCUUUAUACAUAUGUAUGUAUAUACAAAUACACAUCUACAUAAAUACCCACAAUCUAUUUACAUUUUAGGUUAAUCAGUUUGACAGGGCAAAGGUAUGAAGUGUCCAGAACUGCUGCUUCUGAAAUAAAUAUAUUUCAGUGCUGAACCCAGACUCAUUCCCUCAAAGUCACUGGUGCUGUGGGUAGCAGCAAGGCUGUAAACUCGAGACUAACACCGGAGCCUUCACAGGCACUGCUUGGCUCUUGCAUUGGAAUGAGCUAAUAAGGUGUGUUUCUACCAGAGAUUGGCAGAGAAGAGCGUGGAGAGGCCCAUCUGUGCCCUGGCUUGUUCUCAGCUGGUCCUGGUAGCACGAGCUCGCUGCUCACCACGUUUGGUCUGGCUCCAGACGGAUCCUGUACCAGGCUCUGAGGUGGUGUUAGGCUGGGCACAGCACUCCAGCAGGAGAGAUGCAGUCUCACAAUGGCUGCUGAGUCACCCCAUCCCUGGUUCCUUAUGGAGCUGGAGUUGCUGUGUGCCUGCAGUGCCAGGACUCUGCUUUGGUCUGGCUACAUGGACAUUAAAUCCUGUUAACCAGCAAAGCACGGUGGCUGCAUGCUAACACUCUGCCCGUGCCUUGGCUCCCAAAUCCUGCCUGGGCAUUGCUUGGAAUGGGACUAGCUGGCCUAACAACAUUUAUAUGAAGUUGUCCCAAGGGUUGACAUUCUUUAAUUUACACAAGUUUCAUUCAUUUUCAGUAGUUUUUAUUGGAUGCAUUUUGUCUUCAUACAAUGUAGUACACCCAGUUCUAGAAGCAUCAGACUGCUAAAUCAGAUGUUGGGAAGAUGAUCUGGACUCUGAUGAUUUGUGGGUUUUGAUUGCACAUGCCACAGAGGUGGCUGAAGUGUUCUUGAAAUUACACUGGCCUUGCAGACAGUACAGAUAUGUUCCCUUGGAGUGAGCCUGAGCUAAGAAACUUCACUGGAUCAUUGCAAACCUAACUGAUAAAGCUCUGCUGCAGUGGAAUAAGUAAUGCACAACCCAUGAAAAGCUGGUGAUUGUCUGUAACUGAAUUUCUUCUCUGCAUCCUAACUAAAGCAUCUAGUUCUACAACAGUGUAGGAACUAGAUUCACAGGAACAAAUCACAGUGAAUAACUUCUAGAUGCCUUGCUACCUCAUAAAACCUUCAUCUCUGAGCAGGUGACUGAAUCUUUCCAUGCAUCUUCUAGGAUUUUGUAGGAGAUGAAAAGAAAUUAAUUCAGGUUCCCUGUAUUCCAAAUACAUGCUUUAAAGUCAGUUUCAUUGAAAGGCUUGGAAUUUUGUGAGGUUGAAUGGGUAAAAGUAUGAUCGCUUCUCACCUGAAAACACACAGUUUUCAAAUGCUAAGGUUUAGGGGUGAGCUGGACUGCUAGCAGGUCAAUUGUUUGCCUGCAGGGAUGAGUAGAAACUCUGAGUUUUUGUAACUGGCACUGGUCUGUAAUUCCUGACUUUGCACAAAAAGCAAUUGUGUAUGUGGGUCUUCUGAAUGCAUCCUCAGGGGACUUCAAGGACUUGGUCAUUUGAAAGAAGUUCUCUAUUUCAGGCAACUUUAUCGAUACACUUCCCAAACUCCACUGGAAAGCAGAACACUCCAUUUGAUCCUACUGCUGCUUUGAGCUAGUGUUUCCAGGAUUUCACUGCUCUGGUACUAGAUUUUUUUUUUUUUUUUUUUUUUUUGUAUUUCCAGAGUAAAUUUAUUCUUAGGUAAUUUAUUCCACUUGCCUAAGUACUCUUUCUCUCAGGCCACUUAAGAUUUCAAUAUGUAGAGAAAGAAGUCCUUUUCACCCUCCAUCCUGUUAAAAGUGAGCUGUCUUGUGUCCUCCCAUAGAAAACUGUUCCCCAUGUCUUCUUUAAAGGGUUUCUCCAUUCUUUCCCGUCAAAUUAAUCUUUCUUAAGAGUGGAUAAUCACAGCUGUUCAGAGUAUUCUGGAGAAUAUCUUGCUCUAAUUAGUCCUUGCUGUGGAUGGACAAUGACAGCUAACAGUCUCAGUUCUGUCCAAUAGUACUUAUUCAAAAAAGCAACCACACAGCUCUGAAUAGCAUUUUGUUUCUCUUCGAAAUCAAUCUUAAAGUUGAUGGAAAAACUGAUUAAUAUUAGGGUACUUUCCCUUUCAUUGAAUUUAGUCUGCAGGUCCAGGAGUUGGACUCAAUCCUUGUGGGUCUCUUCCAGCUCAGGAGAUUCUGCUUUAACCAAAGCAAGAGAGGUAAACUGUGUAGUUUUGCUGAAGAAUAGAAAAAAAUACUGUGAUCUUUGGUCACAAGGAGUGUCUUCCCCAUGUCACACUUUUGAGGGAGAAAUAACCUAUGCUAUCCUUUCUGUCUCCAGUUCCUCUGUUGGUUAGUGGAGACUGGAGAUUUCCUCUGCAAUUUCCUGCUUUCUUCCUGUCUCUUUUCCCAGAAAGGCGAAUGUCAUUAUUUAGGAGCAGAGUUCUCUUCUCUUACAUGUCUGAUGCUAUAGACAAAUCCCAGAAGACAUAAGAAAACACAUCAUCACUCUUUGCUCCUUCAGAAGCAGGUGUGAAAUAAGCACAUUCUUAAAUAAUUUCCUCAAACUGAUUAGUUUGCACCUUCUGUGAUAUGAAAGAGGCGAUACUUACCUUUUGAACUCUUCCCAUACAUGUUGUACCUUUUUUUUUUUUUCCCAGUAACUUGAAUCUGCUUAAAGGAAAAAGGUAAGAGGUGGAAAAAGGUGGGAGAGGAUGAGACCUGCAUGAGCUGCUUACCAAAGAGGCAUCUACACAGCAUGCUGACCUUUAGCUGCUUGUUCCUGGAAGGGAUGAAAGGCAAAGUCUCCUAUUUAUAGUCAGGUAAUUGCAGUGAUGCUGAAUAAAAUUGUUGCUGCUCUGACUGUUUCAGUUUCAAGUACAGCAAAUCAGUGCUGAUAGCAGAAUGCUUCGCCUACAAAUAAUUAACUGUACUUAAGCUGUCAGAAGUGUUUUUCCAUCUGCUUCCUUGAGCCAUACUCUUCCUUUUGCACUAAGCCCCUGAAAAAGAAAGAAAAAGUUCUUCAACCUACACCUUACAGAAACUGCUCUGAGGUUGUUAUCAUCUGGCACUGCUGUUGGGGUCUUGAGUAGUCCCACAUUAUUAGCAAGGGUAUUACCAAUCUAUUGCUCUUCCUUUCUCCGUUCCAUCUCCACACAGAUACUUCUGACAAAAAAAAAAAUUUAAAAUCACAGCGCACGAUCCAAAAUCCUUGAAUUUACUGCAGGUUAUUUGUUUCCAAUAGGAAACAAACAAAAUGUUUCCAUUUAAGGCCCAUUCCCUCUACAAUUGGAAUAGGUUCACACUGUAAAGUCUCUAGACUUUUAUUGGUAGGGAUUCCAUCCUUUAGAUCUUGAUACCACAUCCAUUUAACUGAAUUAUGUUAAUGGAAAGAGAACCUGCAUUUUUGAGGGAUAAGGGUAACAUUUCAAUGUUCAUGUCAAACUGCAACAGAAAGUUAUACCAACUUGGUAAAAAUCUGGCUACAUGGAAGUUGAUGGAAAUCAUACCUUUUGUUUCAUGUGAACCCCACUUAAUAAUCACAAUUUCUACCAUGAGGUUGGUGAAAAAUUUAAAAUAGAAAAAAACCCAAACAAAUACAAUAAGUUUAGUUCAUUAAAGAUGUUAUUGGAUGUUAGAUAAAGUUUGGGUUGCUACAAAUAGAGCAGGAGAUGAAAAGGUCAAAAUAAACCAAAAACUGGGUUUUUUAUUCUUUGGAAGCAAUGAAUAUUGGGCUGCCAUCCAUGCUGCACUGAACUUUACAUUGGUGAUCUCAGUCCAGAUUCCUGCUCUGGUGAGUUUUUUGAUCAUCCAUUGCUCAUGAACACAUUGUUCUGAUUUAUUUUUGUUCUGCUCAGUAACACGGUUGUAGGUGGGAAGGAGGGAAAUUUCUCCCAUGAAAUACCAUAUUCCUCCUCUUUUCUCCCAGCAAACAUGUGAACAUGCUGUAACAAAAUUCUGAUGUGUUUCAGUGGUACACCUCAACCAAAGAAUGAAGUUCUUUGCUGCAGACAAUAUUCUGAUGCAAUUUAAUAAACCACAGGUCUAGAAAUAUUUUUUAGUGCCUGCACACUUGAAGUAGUUAUUUUACUACCUCUACUUGCUGGCCAACAUCCCAUGUAAGAGAAAAUACACUUCUGUGGCCCAACUCCAUUACUUUCUGCAUAGUCAAACUCUCAGUAAAAGUCUGAGGAAUGUAAAGUGCUUUUAAUUUUUUUUUCUAAUUAUGAGACCGCCAUAUGUAAGUAAUAUAUUAUGGCAAUGGAAUAAAGCAUUAAAAGCCAAAAUAUCUGUUUAGUCUAAAUCUUGAAGAGAUGUUACUCCUUUUUUUUCCUAUAAAUCAUUCCUAAUAUCACCAGUCUUCUGACAGACCUGAAGAAAUCUGCCUAUCGCACUGUUCUGCCAGUUUCAGUCUUUUUAAACAGAUUUGCAGCCACUGAUCAUUAAUGGGAAGCACUUGAUCAUUAAUGGGAAGCACUGACUGGAAAGAACAACUUUUACAGACCACCCCAAGAUUUAUGGAAACAUCUUAAAUAACACAGAAGUCAUCCAGUCUUAUGGAAUACCUCUCACCUGUAAACUAUUACUUUUAUUACUUAUAUUGCUAUAUUACUUUUAUAGUUAUAUAAGUACCAAGCACUUAAUAUUAAAGGUAAUGCAUAGUACAAGUCUUGUAGAACAGGCAAAGCAGGAUUUCUCUCUGUGUUCGAUGAGUUCUUAUGAGAUGGAGGCACUUCUCCCUGGUACUGCACAGCUGAAAUUGGGAAUUACACCUCUAGGUGAUAUUAUAAUCCUAAAUAAUGUAUAUUUUCUCUCAUGGGAGUGGAGAAUUCAGUGAAAUUAGUCAGAAUGCAUUUUUUCCACUGCCACCAAGAUGAGUACCUGACCAGGGCUGUUGCUGUGCCUCAGGGCCUCCUGACAAACUGCAGUGUGCUUCAGCCUCUGAAUGCCUAUGUGCUGUAAUUUGAUGCUGCCAGAAAGCACUAAAAUGUAAAGAAUAGUGAUCAGAACUGCUCCCCAUUUUAGUAUUUCGCACCUUUCUAAUUUGUUUUGACUUUACCCAUUUAUCCUCUUCCUUUAUCACACAGUGGAUCCUAUUUCACUCAUCUUUCAGUGCUGCAUUUAAAGCAAACCCAGUGCAAGCUCAGACUAAAGCAGUGGCACUGGUUCUAGUCCAAAUUCUUCAUCUACAUGUGGACAUUUAUUUGAGAAUAGAAUUAUCCUAGUUUGGUUUGUAACUAGGUGCGAAUGGAAAUUAGCUGUUUUGAUAGACAUCCUUUCCAUCCUGGAAAGUGAAUAAAGCCACAUUCAUGCAGCAGUUGUAUGUUUAAAUGUGCAUUAACACAAAUUUGUUAUUAGCCUAGAUCAACAGCACAGAAGUUGCCUCAGUCUGGCAAAGGAUGAUGUAUUUUUGUAGGCAUAACCCAGCUGCAGAGCAGCAGAGCUGUGCUCGCAGAGGGGAGCAUGUCCCAUUUACAGGCACUGGUGUAAACUUCCAUGGUGUGGAGUCCUGCAGGUUGCUGGGGGGCAUUUGGCCUCUUUUAACCCUUGUUUCCUCCACUACAGAUUAGAUCACCCUUGAAUUUUGCCACCUAACAUUUUGAUUCUAGAUCUCAAGUUCAACCCUGAAGCAGACUUUUUUUAAUGCAUAUUGAUACAUAUUUAUAUUGUCUGAGACGUUGCAUGAGAUGAACUUUAAAGGAAUACAAAGUGGAUUUUAUAUCCCCUUUAUUAUCUGUUUAUAGGCUUUUAAAUAUUUCCGUAUUUAAUUAUGUCCUCCUUGAUAUGCACAUACCCACACAGGCCAUCUAAUAGCUAAAUAAAUUCUUGUCUGUUAAUAUAAUGAACAAAGGAAGUGCUCUUCUGUUAUCUUUGUGUCUUAUCUGCCACAUGAAGCAGGUCCAAACAAUAACAUUUCUUAUGGGGUUAUACUGAACAAGAAAAGGAAGCUGUAUUUCUAGGAUGUUAAUUGAGAGUACAUUUUUGACAAGUGCUGCUGGCUGGUUCAGAGUUGCUGCUGUGGGGUCAUUGUAAGCCAUGCCACCUCAGGUCAUUUGAGAGCCUUUUUUCAAGGGAUGUCAAAGAUAUUCCAUGAAUGUGCUCCUUCUCUGACUCUUUGGCCUUGAAAACCAAGAUGCAGUUAGCAAGGUCUGCAGGAGGAAACAAAAGCUUAUCAGUCCUGCCUGUCACCCAGAGCACUGUCAUAAUCCCAGCAGCAUGCAGUGCUUUGGCUUUGAAUAUUCUGUGGAGGAAUCUGUUGUAUUUUCUUGCGUGUGUUUUCCUUAUGAGACCAACCAGUGCCCCUUUAUGUUAAUUAUUAAAUAAGAUUGUUAAUUGUAUUGGAAAAUGUGAUUCACUCUUUCAAAACCUGUUGCCUUUAAAUAGAAGCAGUAUUUAUCCUUCAAGAGCUUCCUGAAGUGGUAGUGGCAGCAGCAGAAUUUUAAUGUGCCCUCUCUCAUUCAUCAUUUGAAGUCUACAACAACAAGCGAUGAAUCUUUGAUGAACCUUGUCAUGCUUCCUUCCAGUUGUAAUAGCAGUUUUAUAAGCUUCAGAGAAGUUCAGAAGUAGUUUGCUAAGACUGUAUCUACUUUUUUAGAAUCUGUGAGCACUCAGCCCAGAACUGAUACAUCACUGGGUUAGAAAGUCUCAUCCCUGUGUUUCUGGGGUAAAUGAAAACCUAUGUACCAUAUAUUACAAGUUUAUCUUCCAGAGAAAUCCCAAUAAAAGCUGCCAGACCACAGAGAUCCUUUUAAAUAUACAUAUAUAUAUAUAUACAUAUAUAUUUAGUAAAUCUACUGACAGUAUCUAUAGACAAUCUCUUAUCCUGGAGCACUGGGUGCAAUUAUGAAUUGAUGAUGAUUCUUUUCAUUCGAUUGUAGGGCUCUGUUUUCUCUCUGCAGCAUGUUUUGACACCCAUGAAACAGCUUCCAUCUCCAGCAGAUAAGGGUACAGAUUUUAUCAGAGAUAAACAGUGUGCUCUCAAAUGAGGACAUUACUUUUGUCAUUUCUUGUUUUGUCAUCCUGUUUUUGUGCCUUGCUGUGCUAGAGGCUAGAGUCGGAACUACUGAGCACUCAAAGACCUGGAAAUUUGUUUACUGUUAACACAACCUUUGCAGUCACCAGUAUUGUUGGCUACAAAAAUAACUUGUCCUUUUAAAAGAAACUUGUCCUGGAACUUUUUGACUUGCAGAAACUCGUGAAUUAAGGCACAUCUGUGUGGCUGCCACAUUCCAAGCCUUUCAAAAAGACAGAGCAACCAAUCUACAAAAGAUUCCUGGCACUCUGCAUAGCCCUAACGGAGCGGAGCUGUUUUGUCAUGUCCUUGCCAAUGGCUGAGGGCAAUGUGCUUUUGAUAGGCUCCAUCCUGCCUUGCUGAUCCUGACUGCUGGAGUGGUUCCCAAGUGGAGCUGCUGGCCCAGGCGUGUUAAAUGAUGGGCUACUCUGCCAGUUCUAGCUCUGUUUCUCCAGUGUUUCCGUUCAGCUAUACAUCAAAGGGAUAGAAUAACACUGGAGAGGGGCAACAAAAAUACACAGGUUGUUUAGUGGGUCUCUGCUGGUUGGUGGGGAGCCUAAAGACUCCUUCAAUCCUCUCAGGGCAGACAGGUAUUCAUCUAUUCUGCCCAAAUAAGAAUAUUUCGGUUUCAGUCAUUGGUGAAUUAACAAGGCUGUAUGGGCAGAAGUUAAUAUAUUGGGGAAACUUCUUCAUCAGUAGUGGGUGCAAGAGGUGACCAAAUGAUACUGGAAGUGUUUUGUUCUCUUUUAAGCCAGACUUUGAGUCUGCAGUUUCUCCAGAAUGUUCAGAAAACUCUCACAGUUGGUCUUUGGAAUCUGGCUAUGAGAUUGGCAAAACAGAAGAUCCUGAUGUAUCACCUUUACAAUAUCCAUUAUCAAAUUCUGUGAUGAACAACAACAUCUCUUCUUUGUGAGUAAUACCAGAAUUCUGUGUGCUUAUACACCUAUUUUUCUAUGCCUCAUCUCCCUUUCUGAGAUGCCAUAGCUGCGUAUAUUUUUAGCUGGGGUGAUAUGAACAACAUUUUUGUAUUCUCUGUGUCAUUCAUUGUUCUACUUCACAUGCAACUGUGUGUGGUUUUCUCUUUUUUUAUGUUUAAAUUGCAGCUGCCAUGCAGGAGUGUUGCCUGAGCUCUCCAACUCCAGCUGGGCAGAUAUCCAGCUGGGCAGAUUGAGCUGAGAUGUCCAGUUGGACCAAUUCCUUACUCGAAUGUGGAAUCCAAACCAGCUACUUCUAAAACUGAAAUACCUUACAGCUUCUGCUCUGGCCUGUGAUUCUGCAGAAGCAGACUAGAACACUCCCAAAUGGAAAUAUUGUUCAUCCCAAUUUCUCAAGCAGAUUUGUAAGAGGGAGAGGAGAGAGGGAAGAGAGAAGUGGAUGAAGAAAAUUAGCCUUGAAGGGAAGCAGGGCGGUAUGACAAAAACAAAACAUCUGUUCUUCUGGAACAGCCAGUUCUGUUCCUCCAGUCUAGGAGGCUCCUUUGUUUUAAUAAUCAGUGUUAUGGGUAGGUGAUCAUCUGAGCAGGCCCACCAGACCUUUUUUUGGGGUAAUUUUUUUUGUGUCAUUGCUGCAAACAUGAGAAGCAGAUGAACUAUUGUACUCUGACACAGGCUCAGUGUGUGAUCAUGGACAACUGGCCUGAAAUUUCUACGCUGCUGUUAUUUCAUCCCUGCCAUGGAGAUUAAAAUACUGUCUCGACACCACAUUGUCAGGUUUAGCUAUAGCUUGUAAAAUAAUUUGAAUGCAUCAGGUCUGACACAUUUCACUAGUAAAAGAAAUCCUUUUCUAAUGAAGAGAGGCAGCAUAUUUUAAUAUUUCAAAUACUUGACAGGGCAGGCUCGGUUUAUUUCUGAUUACCCUAAUGACUUAUUGUCAAUGAGGCAUCACUUCAUUUUUAAGAGCACUGAUUUCCCCUUCUCUCCAAAUUUGAUUGAAUGUUCAAACAUCCUGUUUUGUAAUGCACAAGGAAAUUUCCAGAUGGAAAAUACCAGCGAGGAAAGCACAUUAUCACAGCUCAUAAGUGCUGUGUACCCUUCAAAGGAUUUUGAAUGGUUAACAAAUUGCAUGUCUUCUUAUGAAAACUGCCUUGGCAGCAGAAGUUUUAAAAAUGACACUGUGAAAAUGAUGGCAUUGUUUUUAAGAAAUUGUAAGUCCUUAUUUGCAUAAUAGCCCAGCAAGUUCAUCUGUUCAGAUCCUGCUUGCAAGAAAACCAAUGCAUUUUUUUGGCUCUCUGAGCAAUCCACAGACACAUGGGUUGUGACACAGAGUGUGGAAGAUUUCCAGGUCUGACUGCAGGAUGGCUCCAGGGUUAUAAUAUUCAGCUGACUGUUCUCAGAAUUACCUAGUUUUAUUCAUGUUCAUCAAGUGAAGGGGGAGACAAAGACCCUCUGCAAAAUAGUGCUUGUGUAAUCCUGUAAUUCAGGUUGGUGGAAUCAAUUCCCUGGAGAAUCUGAGAAUGAAAACUCACAUAUCCAAUAUUGGAGUCUGACAAGUGAUCACUCAUCUCAAUUACCAAAGUGCACUUUUUGCUCUCAGCAGCACAGCAGGUUGAGUUGUGACUUACAUAAACAAUUUUUUAUAGUGGAUCAAAAAUCCAUUAAUUUUCAUUUGGAGUAUUUAAUUUAUUAGACAAGUUGGGCUUGCACACUGGGAUAGCAAUUCCAUUAUAUUUCUCACUUUAAAAAUUGCAGUUAAAAACAAAAUGCCCAUGACAUACUGGCUAUUUAUUAUGCUGUCAGAAAGUUUGGCUUAACUCUUGACAAGUCCAUAAGAUGUUCUAAUUCUGUUCUCUGAAUUUUGAACCUCAGCUCCCAGGGUAGGACUGGGUGAUUCUCACCAGUGAUGUGCUCAGGCAUGAAUUUCCAGAACUCUUUAAAAUCCUGGGGUAAAGAACAUAAUUGAGUUAAAGUUGAUUUGGUUUGGAUUUCAUUUAUUGUAGGAAUUGCAAGUCCCUGUCUCCAUAGCAGCAAGUAUUUCAAAAGCAAUAUCUAUGAAUUUUAACUUAUCUUGUUCUCUGACACAGUUGUAAGUGUAGAAUUACUCUUAAUUUUCUACAUUAAAUUUACUGUCUGAACCUAAGCUGUGAUGGAUCACAAACAACUCAAUUUUAUAUCUCUGUUCUCAGAGAAAACAAAUUUGGUUUCACAAUGAGAUCAAACUCUUCAUUGGGUUAUUUGUAAUUUGAGUAUAUCCUACCUAGGUCCUAAUUUGGCUUUCUUGUUUCCAAGUUCCUUCCAGUUGUUUGAAGAGGGAAAGGUUUAUAAACACUUGCUAGAGACAAGAGGUGAAAAAUACAAAACAAAUGUUAAUUUCUGUUUAUAAAUUUAAAAAAUACGCUGUUCUUAAAAAUGUUUUCUGUACUAUUUUCUGUUGCUUUGGUCGUAUCUUGGGGAAAAUACGCUGGCUCAUUUUCACAUAGGAAUUAAUUGAUGAUUAGCCUGAUGCAGCCAGAGGACAGUUUCACUUCCCUGCUGUUUUUAUUGCCUCUGAGAAGCUUGGAAAAGGCAAAAGGAAGAAACUGUACUGCUAAAACCACUGAAAAAUGGGAAAAAAGGUGGAAAACCACAUACGGACAAAAGAACCCCCAAACACAACAAAGCUAUAGAUGCUCUGAUAAACCUGAUAAAACAUGCUAAAACCCACUAAAACAUAAAAAGUUGCUUACAACACCAGAACACACCAUGCUAUGUACAUGACUUCAUAGAAUCUCAGGGCCUUCCAGCUUGGGUUGGUGCUGCACCAGAGAUGUGACACCCAGGAGCAGUGCUGGUCUCUGCCACACCACAUUGAGUCUUACCCCUGUGUCAGGAUGGAGAUUCAAGAAGUCAGAGGGGUGAAGGACAAACUCUGGACUUCAAAAUAUGACACUCCAACUUCUUUAAAAGUUCCACCUUGCUGAUUAGAUAUUUGUUGCCUGCUUGAGGACUGUGACAUUUGGCACACGGUGCAUUAAACAGCGGGUAGUGCAGGAGCUAAACAAAGCCAUCAGCUAUCCCCUGAGCUAUCACUAUCACUCUGCCACUAUCAGCUAUCCACUAAGCACAUCAAACAUUCUCAGAGAGACUUAAAGAAUAAUGAACACUAUUUGCCUAAUUACUUGUUGCGUAGCUAACUGAUUGUUUUGACAGUAAAAUUACUUUCAUUUAGAUGUCUGAUUACAUAGGACAUGAUUUUUUUUUUUAAAUUUUUUUUUUCCUCUUUUAAUUCAUCACUUCUUGCCCUGCCACUAUUCCAUUCUGUGUUCCCAUGGAGUUUAAUCCUCAUGUCUCUGAAAUAUUAAAACCACUUGAGGCACAAGGUCAAUGUUGCCAUGCACGCGGUGAAUACUAAUGCAGAUCCUGUGUUUCAUAUUCCUGGCUGAGGCUUCCAGGAGGAGGAGGGAUCAGAAAACCUUUUAAGUGCUGCACUAACACUGACAGCUUUAUUAUAAUGUAAAUCAAAUAAGAGGAAACAUGUUU
Messenger RNA from Catharus ustulatus (Swainson's thrush), 13087 nucleotides. It is a transcript of the gene CNIH3, whose product is annotated as cornichon family AMPA receptor auxiliary protein 3. The record is from RefSeq and is a predicted model, not a curated record. Gene Ontology annotation, cellular component: dendrite; synapse. NCBI's taxonomy places the organism in Eukaryota, Metazoa, Chordata, Aves, Passeriformes, Turdidae. Gene Ontology annotation, biological process: regulation of AMPA receptor activity; vesicle-mediated transport. The transcript is spliced from 6 exons. Bases 78 to 560 code for a protein of 160 amino acids.